This is a messenger RNA of Paracoccidioides brasiliensis Pb18, 189 nucleotides long. RefSeq lists its product as uncharacterized. The transcript has a single exon. Bases 1 to 189 code for a protein of 62 amino acids. The record is from RefSeq and is a predicted model, not a curated record.
AUGCAAAGAGCGCUGGCCGAGAUUGGGCCCGGAACAACAAGAAGUAACCAUACUAUCGAUACUGGAAUAGUUGGUGUUUCAGAGGAAGACAUUCUUCUCUUAGAAAGUGUCUUGAUUCCUGACUCUGGGUUACGUCCUCCCGCAAAGGAAAUGCUACACAAUGGAUGGCUUGACGGGAAGGGCCUUUGA